GAAGCAGCAGCAGCAGCAGCAGCAACAACAACAGCAGCAGUAGCAGCAGCAGCAGCAGCAGCAGCAGCAGCAGCAGCAGCAGCAGCCACCGCCGCCGCUUGCCAGCCAGCCACACAGCCACACAAAAAUUCCUCCUCAAAUCCUCACCUAAGCUUUCAGUAUAUCCAGAUCCACAUCUUCACUCAAGCCGGGAGAGGGAAAGAGGAAAGGGGGGGAGGAAAAAAAAAGCCAACAACUUAGCGGAAACUUCUCAGAGAAUGCUCCAAAACUCAGCAGUGAUUCUGGCGCUGGUCAUCAGUGCUGCUGCAGCUCACGAGGCGGAACAGAAUGAUUCUGUGAGCCCCAGAAAAUCCCGGGUGGCGGCUCAAAAUUCAGCUGAAGUGGUCCGCUGCCUCAACAGUGCCCUACAGGUUGGCUGUGGGGCUUUUGCAUGCCUGGAAAACUCCACAUGUGACACAGAUGGGAUGUACGACAUUUGUAAAUCCUUCUUGUACAGUGCUGCUAAAUUUGACACUCAGGGAAAAGCAUUUGUCAAAGAGAGCUUAAAGUGCAUCGCCAAUGGGAUCACCUCCAAGGUCUUCCUUGCCAUUCGGAGGUGUUCUACUUUCCAGAGGAUGAUCGCCGAGGUGCAGGAGGACUGCUACAGCAAGCUCAAUGUUUGCAGCAUUGCCAAGCGCAACCCGGAAGCCAUCACUGAAGUCAUACAGCUGCCCAAUCACUUCUCCAACAGAUACUACAACAGACUUGUCCGAAGCCUUCUGGAAUGUGAUGAAGAUACGGUCAGCACAAUCAGAGACAGCCUGAUGGAGAAGAUCGGGCCCAACAUGGCCAGCCUCUUCCAUAUCCUGCAGACAGACCACUGUGCCCAGACACACCCCAGAGCUGACUUCAAUAGGAGGCGCACAAAUGAGCCACAGAAGCUGAAAGUCCUCCUCAGGAACCUCCGAGGUGAGGGGGAUUCUCCCUCACACAUCAAACGCACCUCCCAAGAGAAUGCGUAAGCAGGGAGAGGUAUUCACAGCCUCACCAAACUAAUAGCGUUUUAGGGGUGUUUACACACCAACUUUGAGUGUACUGUGCCUGGUUUGAUUUUUUUUUAAGUAGUACCUAUUUUCUAUCCCCCCUUAAAGAAAACUGCAUGAAACUAAGCUUCCAUGAUCAAUAUCCCAAUAUUCUGCAAUGACAGCAUUCUUAGCAAUAGAAUACAUGUGGUCAUUCUGCCUCUUCUGGAGAGAGAAUGUACCCUCUUCCAUCCCCCCUCUCUCUCAAUUCUUUUUCAAGAUCCCCAUCUACUCUCUGCAAACACAAAACAUUCAUGUAACUGCCCAGUCAUUGUAAUCUGAAGAUGUAGGUCCCUUUAGAAUGGUCACCCAGUAGAGUUAGCCAAUACAAAACAACUUUAUUUAAAUGCAUGUCUUAAAUGCUCAUAAAUAUGUUAAAUGGAAUUCGUGUUAUGAAUCUGUGCUGGCCAUGGACGAAUAUGAAUGUCAUGUUUGAAUUCUUGAUCUCUAAUGAGUCUUAUGGUCUCAAUCCUCCAAUGUCUAACUUCCUUUCUGACAUAUUUACCAAAUUGCUCAAACCUGGUUCUCCAACCAGAUUUUGAGCCAGCAUCUUCUUGCAUCUAAUGAAAAACAAAAAGCUAACAUCUUUAUGUACUGUAACUGCUCAGAGCUUUAAAAGUAUCUUUAACAAUUGUCUUAAAAACAGAGAAUCUUAAGGUCUAACUGUGGAAUAUAAAUAGCUGAAAACUAUUGUACUGUACAUAAAUUCCAGAGGACUCUGCUUAACAGAGCAGUCUAUAAUAACUUUAUUGCAUAUAGAUUUAGUUUUGUACCUUAGCUUUAUUUUCCUUUUCCUGGGAAUGGAAUAACUAUCUCACUUCCAGAUAUCCGCGUUCAUGCUCCUUGUGGCCUUUUUUAUAACUAAGGGGGUAGAAGUAGUUUUAACUCAACAUCAGAACUUAAGAUGGGCCUAUACUUGAUAGGAAAACCCAACAGGUUAUCUGAAGGACCCCAGGUGAGAUAUCAAUCUCCCAGCCCAGCUCAACCCAGAGGCUACAUUUGACUUAGAUGUAUCCUGAAACAGCUCUGUCACAGCCAACUGGGAAUUACAGGAAUCAAAGAGAUCAUCCCUCUGGGCUUUGAUCACUUAGUGUGACAAGGCCUACUAUCCCCUUGGAAGUGGCAGUUCUUGGCUCAUUGCCUUCCAUCAAUGCCUGGCACUCUGGUAAAUGAUGGAAUGGGAUAUUGUUCCACUAAGCCAAUCAGGAAUGAGUCAAUCAGCCUUUGGGUCUUUAGUCCUGGGAACUUGGGCUUAAGGGGGUAUAAAUAACCCUGGGCUGUCCAGCCUUAAUAGACUCCUCUUACAUCUUUUGUCCUGUAACACGCUGCCUGCCAAAGUAGUCCUGGCAGCUGGACCAUCUCUGUAGGAUCUUAAAAAAAAAAA
Molecule: messenger RNA, 2445 nt
Organism: Rattus norvegicus (Norway rat)
Lineage: Eukaryota; Metazoa; Chordata; Mammalia; Rodentia; Muridae
Gene: Stc1
Product: stanniocalcin 1
Exons: 4
Coding region: 258-1001 (247 amino acids)
Biological process (GO): regulation of cardiac muscle cell contraction; negative regulation of renal phosphate excretion; bone development
Cellular component (GO): nucleus; extracellular region; cytoplasm
Molecular function (GO): identical protein binding; hormone activity
Source: RefSeq, marked provisional